AAGACUGACUGUGGCGAAACUUUGUUUUGUGUUCUAGCUUUCUACGUCUUACUCUGUGGCGUCGGCAAACGCCUGCCUCGAGUCAAAAGGGAUUAGGAUCACUUAUUAUUAUUCACGACGCACGGUGAAAGGUACAGCUUCCCUUGUCGAAGUAUAUGUUAAUUCUGUGGCUGAGCCAUAGCUAGCCAUGGCUAGAGUCAAUCACUCAACAUGAGCUGUGCAGCUGAACCAAGGCAAUCAAGGACUGAGCCUAGCCCAUGCCGGUGCGCUAAAUUUCAGUUUCCAAUGAGUGCGCCUUUUGAGUGCAGUUCUAUCCACGCGGGCGUUUCUCUCCGCAAUGGCAUCCGCAUGCCCAUCCUUGGCUUGGGUACAUCGCACAGUGGCGGGUACUGCCACUCAACCGUGGUAUAUGCUUUGCGCCACUGUGGAUACCGGCUCGUGGACACGGCCAAGCGCUACGGCUGCGAACAGUAUCUGGGCGAGGCUAUCGCGGAGAGCGGCGUGCCACGCGAGGAGCUCUUCCUCGCCACGAAACUGUGGCCGCGCGACUACCAGGGCGCUGGGGGCGACGGGCCACGGAAUGCAUUCCGGGGAUCGUUGGAACGGCUCGCGGUUGACUACCUAGACCUGUACCUGAUGCAUUGGCCCGAGUGCCCGACUGAGUGCGUGGACCGACAACGCACGCUGGACGACACGUGGCGCCAGCUAGAGCUCCUUUAUGAUGAGGGUCUGUGCCGCGCCGUGGGCGUCAGCAACUACGAACGAGACGACCUUGAGCGCCUUCUAGACGUGUGCAGCCUGGUGCCGCAUGUGAACCAGCUCGAGUUCCAUCCACACCAUGCGCCUGAGGAACUGCUGCGCUUCUGCGCGAGCCAGGGCAUCCUCUUCCAGGGCUACUCACCACUGGCCAAGGGCCGCCUGCUGGCCGACCCCGUAGUGUGCCGUGUGGCCCAGCACCACCGACGCUCAUCCGCCCAGGUGCUGGUGCGAUGGUCGCUGCAGAAAGGCGUCGUGGCCAUCCCCAAGUCAACGCAGCGGGACCGGGUGCGCGAAAACGCACAGGUAUUUGACUUUGAGCUGAGCCCAGACGACAUGGCUGCCUUGGGGACACUUAAUUGUGGGCAGCGUUACAUUGAGAGAGCAGGCGUGCAGUCCAAGAUUGAUUCACUCCUUCCAGAUGGCUACAAGCUGGCUGGACGACUCAGCCUGCGCAACUACAGCUGAGCUAUUGCGAUGCGCUGCCAUGUGCACAUAAUAAUAAAUAUUGUGCUUUGUCACAUGUAAAA
Molecule: messenger RNA, 1286 nt
Organism: Dermacentor andersoni
Lineage: Eukaryota; Metazoa; Arthropoda; Arachnida; Ixodida; Ixodidae
Source: RefSeq, a predicted model, not a curated record